AUCAUGCGGAUCUGUUUACAGACUGGUUUUAUUCUUCGCAAAGUCUUUCCAACCAACCAGUUAACUAGUCAAACUGGUUUGAAGAUAUGUCCGGGGAAGAUAACGAAAGAGGCGUCUCAGUAAGAAAGUGCGUGGGAGUACAUAUAAGGAUCGAUGCUGCGUAUCCUAUACGCAUUUCCAUUGUUCUAUAUGUUCUGUAGCAAGUCUCACAAAUUUUCGACACCAUGACUACAAUCUUUGAGGCAAUCACAAUUCUCAGGCAGGUUUUUGACAAGUAUGCUGGGAAAGAAGGAGAUCCAAAGACUCUAACAAAGAAGGAAGUCUUAGAACUGCUGAAGGAGCAGCUUGGAGAAGCUCCUUCAAGCAAAGCAGAAUUGGACGAUUUUUUCAAUAUGCUCGAUGAUGAUGGCGACGGCGUUGUCGAUUUCAACGAGUAUGUGGUCCUAUGCGCAAGCUUGGCUUUGAUGUUGGCCCCCUAAAGGAAAGAACAGUCUCUUAGUUCUGGUUUACUUCACUUAAAAUAAGUGUUUGUUUUUUUUUUAAAAAAGGUAACAACCAUGAACUACUGUUGAAUCUCUUUUAAAUGUGCUUUUUUUGCAACCACCAUAAUGUGUAGUCUUGUGCAAGCCAUGCUAAACUUUUCUCUUUCCCCCCCAUGAAACCUGAAGUUGUUUGAACUGUACUUGCAUGUUAUUUGACUGUCCGAUGGUGGAUUCUAACAAAAUGCAAAUAAAAUUUGAAUCUCUAUCAAAUUAA
Messenger RNA from Oryzias latipes (Japanese medaka), 756 nucleotides. RefSeq names its product protein S100-G. Gene Ontology annotation, molecular function: calcium-dependent protein binding; calcium ion binding. NCBI's taxonomy places the organism in Eukaryota, Metazoa, Chordata, Actinopteri, Beloniformes, Adrianichthyidae. Gene Ontology annotation, cellular component: cytoplasm. The record is from RefSeq and is a predicted model, not a curated record.